UGGAUACGAGUCGGGUAGUUGGCUUCUGUAAAGACGUCUUGACUCCUAUUGAAUAUGAAAAAGCAGAAGAUUUUGAAUACAACAAAUGGUCUUAUUAACUACUUAGUUAGCUACUCUUUAUUAUAGUUCAUUAAAAACAACAAACAUCAACAACGUCUUCCUCCAACCAAAUCAACCAUCAAUUCGACAUCAGGACAGGAUGUCAACAUUUAGCUUCAGGAGAAGUGGAAAGAAAGCCUUCAGGCACAUAGCUCACGGCUUGAUCCCUGCAGCCACCAUCGCCCCCCGGCCUGCUGUACCCCGUACCCCUCCCCCUCGCAGCCCGUACCCCUCUCCAGAAAGACCCAGGUCUGCCUUGGCAGCCGCCAUCUUGUCGUCGUCGUUGACCGGCAGGACCAUCGCCCUCCCUCCUGCACGCCCCAGAUCCUUCUCCGAGAGUGACUGCUCACGCUCAGAGACACACACCACGUUCGAGCCUUACGCCAGCACAGCGCUCUACACUAGAGACGGAGAGCCAGAAUCUUUGGCUGGCCGGCCUCGCUUGCCCUCUCCUGGGCUCUCUGAAGACCAUGAUGAUGAAGAGGAGGAGGAGGACUUAGAGAGAUCGGUUCUGUCAGAUGAAGAUGGUCAUGUCUACCAGUCUCUGGAUCGCCGGGGGAGAAGUCCCACCAGAGACAGAUAUGACAUCUACGCCCGGCCUGUAAAACAGAGUGAUGUUCUGUCAGAAUGCAGAGAGGAGACUGAUGACUCUGCCUUCGACAUAGUGUCCCCUCUACCCCCAGAGGAAGCUGAGGUUCAACAGAUGAUUCCAGAGGAAGCUGAGGUUCAACAGAUUUUUCCAACACCAGUUCAGAAGGCCACACCGUCCAAACUGGAGCAGAGGCCUUCGUCUUGGUCUCGUAGAAGCAUGCCUUCCCCAGAUUUGACAGAAGAAAGCUUCCGUGCAUCUAAGAAGAGGUCUUCAACCCAGAAGACCAAGAGUUCAGGAAGCAGGAGAGAUGGACCAUCAGAGGCCAGCAGUGCCUACAGAGAGGUUCUGGACAUGCAGAAGGAGAUGGUUCGGUCUUUAACAGAGCAGAACCAGGCCCUGGGGGCAGACAGGAGGGUGCUGGAGCAGAGGUGUACAGAACAGAGCCUGCAGCUGCAGAGGAGCCACCAGAGGGUCCAGAGUCUGGAGCGGGAACUCAGCAAGGCCCCUGUCCCUACAGCAGGUGAACAGGCAGAGCUGCUGAGUCUGAGGCAGCAAGCCCAGGAGGUGGUAGACGAGAACGACAGCCUGAAGAUGACCGUCCAUCGCCUCAACGUGGAGCUCAGCCGCUACCAGACACGUUUCAGACCCCUGGGCAAAGAAGAGAGCUCCAGGACCCAUGGCCUGCCACUUAAAGGAUCUGCUCCUCCCUGGCUGCUGGACAUGAAGUAUUUAUCUCCAUUGUUGUUGUCUUAUGAAGACCGGCUCACUGAGAAAGAUGCUCUCCUGCAGGCCUCGGAGGAGGAGUUGAGAAGGUUCCGGGGCCGUGUGGAGGAGGUGGUGCAGGAGAACCAGAAGCUACACCAGGACCUGAAACAGACAGGAGGAGUCAGCCACAAGGAGUGGAGGCAGCUCCAGGAGCAGGCCCGUCUGGUACUUCAGGAGAACCAGGUCCUGAUAGAGCAGCUGGAGGUGCAGCAUACGAAGGCAAAGGACAGUCAUGGGAGACAUUUGACUGAGGUCUCUAAGGUGUGUAAGCAGCUGAUGUUGCUGGAGGCAGAGAAGCAGAGGCUGGAGGGGGAGCUGGAGGUAACGAGGAGUGAGCUCCACACUCUGCAGACAGAACACCUGCAGGCACGGUGCAGUCUGGAGAAUGCAGUCAGCUGGGACGAACACCACGCCAUCACCACCAAAAUCAAACGCCAACUGGAGGCUGAUUCAGGCCGUCAGCAGACUGAGCUAGAGGAGCUGCAGCAGAGAGUGACUAGUCUACAGACAGAGAAGAACAGUCUGCUGUUGGACAAAACCAACCUGACUGCUGACAUCAAGAGUCUGGAGGCUGACCUGGAGGUGUCCCGACAUGCUAACAGGAAGGCCCAGAGGCGUAUAGGCCUGUUGAAGCAACAAGUUGAUGACUCUGUAGAAAAGGAGAUGAGAGCCCAUCACUACCUGUCCUCUAUCGUAGCUCUGGCUGAGAAGACCACACAGGAGAGAGACCAGCUAGUAUACAUGGCCUCGUCCCUAGAGCACGACAAGCAGGGGGUGAUCAGCAAGAUUGUGGAGGACACUGUGCGGCUCGGAAAGCUUCAAGAGAAGGUCAAGGUGUACAAGAAGCAGGCAGCCUGCAGCCUGGGGGUUCUGGGCCAGAGGCUGGUGGAGCAGGAGGAGGACUUUGCAGGGAGGGCAGCCUCCUACCAGACAGAAAUACAGCACCUCCAGAGGCUUCUACGAAACAAACAGCACGACCUGGACGGAGUGCUGCAGCAGAAAAGAGAGGUGGAAGGUGAGUUGGAGGUGGUGUGGGAGGCAGCGACCAGAGAGAACCAAAGAAUUAGGGAGACCCUCCAGGACUCCAGCCCAUCUCUCCCCUCCCUCAGCCCAGCCAGAGUGCACCAUGGCAGGGGUCUGAAUGAUGGACCCUCCCCCAGCUGGCUCUCCCACCCCCAGGAUGAGGUGUUCUACCCCCGUCCGCACCCUGACAGCUCUGGCCCUCCUCCCUGCAUCUCCUCCCCCCAGAGCGGCGGCCGGCCCGGCCUCCACCACAGCCCUAUGUUCGAGUCUGACUCGGACCAGCACCAGAACCCCUCCUCAGAUGAGAGCGAGAAGAACGGCAUGGACUUCUAUUCUUAGUGUCCUUUUUUGUAUUGGUCUUACAGAAGACAAGUAGCCUGGUCCCAGAUCUGUUUUAGUAGCCUGGUCCCAGAUCUGUUUUAGUAGCCUGGUCCCAGAUCUGUUUUAGUAGCCUGGUCCCAGAUCUGUUUUAGUAGCCUGGUCCCUGGUCUGUUUUAGUAGCCUGUUUUAGUAGCCUGGUCCCAGAUCUGUUUUAGUAGCCUGGUCCCAGAUCUGUUUUAGUAGCCUGUUUUAGUAGCCUGGUCCCAGAUCUGUUUUAGUAGCCUGGUCCCCGAUCUGUUUUAGUAGCCUGGUCCCAGAUCUGUUUUAGUAGCCUGGUCCCUGAUCUGUUUUAGUGGCCUGGUCCCUGAUCUGUUUUAGUAGCCUGGUCCCAGAUCUGUUUUAGUAGCCUGGUCCCAGAUCUGUUUUAGUAGCCUGUUUUAGUAGCCUGGUCCCAGAUCUGAUUCUGCUCUUGCAAACUCCAUUGUUCAUUCUCAAGCCAAACAUGACAUGACAAUUCCAUAAA
Messenger RNA from Oncorhynchus mykiss (rainbow trout), 3323 nucleotides. The record is from RefSeq and is a predicted model, not a curated record. NCBI's taxonomy places the organism in Eukaryota, Metazoa, Chordata, Actinopteri, Salmoniformes, Salmonidae.